AUGGCGGCAGGAGCAGCAAGAGCAGGCGUGUCGGCCUUGGCGUGGCUCCUGGCAGCCGCCGUGGCGGCGGCGCUGGUGGCCUCGGCGUCGGCGCAGUCCGGGUGCACGACCACGCUCAUCAGCCUGUACCCGUGCCUCAACUACAUCAGCGGCAACGUGUCGGCGCCGCCGUCGUCGUGCUGCUCGCAGCUCGCCAGCGUCGUGCAAACCAACCCGCAGUGCCUCUGCGCCGCGCUCAGCGGCGACUCCUCGUCACUCGGCGGCGUCACCAUCGACAAGACGCGCGCGCUCGAGCUCCCCCAGGCGUGCAAUGUCAAGACCCCGCCGGCGAGCAAGUGCAACUCUGCUGGCGGCGGCGGCGCUCCGGGCGCAGCGACGCCGGCCACGCCAUCGUCCGGCGUACCAGUGACCGCAGGGACUGAUGCAGGAACCGGCACUGGAUCGAAGACCACGCCGACGGCGCCGUACCUUACGUCCGGCGGUGCGUCGAUCCGCGGGGCGGUGAGCCUGGUGCUAGCAGUCGCGGCUGUCGCCGUCUAUGCCAUCUCGGCCGUGUGA
Molecule: messenger RNA, 558 nt
Organism: Miscanthus lutarioriparius
Lineage: Eukaryota; Viridiplantae; Streptophyta; Magnoliopsida; Poales; Poaceae
Source: the annotation of a GenBank genome assembly